AUGGACAACCAACAGCCGCACUUGUUGGCUUCCCAGGACGUCGCCCCCGCUGCAUCUGCAUCUCAUCCCACCCAAGGGACGUCUACGAAUACGCAGAAUCAGCAGGUCAAGCCCUCCGUCGCCCUGCACCACCAACAAGCACCAGAUGUGGCCGACGAGGGAAACCAAUCAGGCGCUUCUGAGGAGAAACAUCAUCCAGUCGCAAACUCCACUUUGGAUCCUUCGCCUACCGCGGUCUCCAUCGUCGCCAAGCGCGGGCGCGGAAGACCUCCUGGAUCCAAGAACAAGCCAAAGGAUCCAUCCAAGCCGCCUCCCCAGAAGAAAGCCAAAAAAGAUAAUCCGACUCACCAGAAGAAGGCCGAAACAGAGAAAGCGCCUCCCCAGAAGAAGGCCAAAACAGCGCCCAGAGAGCCUACAAAGAAUGAUGCGCCAAGAAAGAAGGCUAAAGAUCAGCCUAGUACGGAGACUCAGCCGCAGACUCAUCAACCUCAGAUGUUCGACACUGAGGCCCACAAUAAUUCUUCCGCGGCUCGGGCUCAGAGCUUUUCUGGGGCUCAGAGUUUUUCCGGGGCUCAGAGUGUUUCCGAGGCUCAGAGUUUUUCCGGGGCUCAGAGUGUUUCCAGGGCUCUGAACUUCCAGCCUCAACCAAGCAUCACAUCGUUGCCAAUUCCUGUUACAUGCUUGCCCCCCCAUUAUUUCGAUUUACGCUUUACACAGGAUAGCACUUUCGAGACUCAGCCCGGCAGCUCAGCCUAUCCAACAAACGAUCAUAGCAGCUUUGCGAACCCCUUGCAGAAUUACGAUAACAGCUCUACGAGUUUUGAGAAUUCAACUCAGGAUACAAUCUUUGUCCGUUUACCGGGGAGCGGCUCACCCGAAACCGAAACCGGCAGCCCAACCUAUCCAAAUUACGACUUGUGCACCUCUACGGGUUUCGAAAAUUUCACUGAGGAGACAAAUCAGGAGACAGUUCAGGAGACAGUUCAGGAGAAAGUUCAGGAGACAGUUCAGGAGACAGUUCAGGAGACAAUCCUCGCUAAUCCGCUGUGGAGCGACUCGACCGAAACCGGCGGCUCACUGGAUAAUCCAAUUGAAAUUGAUGCUCCGACCUUCUUCGAACCUCAGGACAUACUUCCGGACACAAGCUUCUCCAAUCUGCUGUGGAGCGACUCAUCCGAAACCGAAACCGGCCGCUCAUUGGAUAAUCCAAUUGAGGUUGAUGAUCUGCCCUUCUUCGGAACUCAGGCUCCGAAUUAUCCCGAGACUCAGCUCGACACACUCGAGCAAACAAUUUCCAUUGCGCGGCUCUUUGGCAGCUUCUCACUGCUACCGGCCUCAAUUCUUCGCACAACGACUGAUACGAUUACGACCUUGACAACGAGCCGAGCUUUUAGCGCGACGCCGGCGUCGUUCGCCCGCACGACGCCGCAAAUGACAAAGGGCAAACAAGGGGGCAAGUUGAAGCCGUCGACCCCGAAGCGCAAGGCCAAGGGCAAGUCGACUGGCCUGACGGAGAGUGGGCGCAAGGUGCGCACGCUCAAGCAAAACAUGUACUCGCCGGCACCGCCGCCUCUGCGCAUGGCCCGGCAGCGACACCUGCGGCACUGGACGAUUCACCGCGCGUGGCAGCUGUUCCGCCGCCAGCAACACGAGGCGCAGCACAAGGAGCGCAGCCGCAUGCAGGCGGGCAUGUGGAACGCGUGCGAGGCGCUUCGCCUGGCUGAAGGACCCGGCGACCGAGGCGAGGGCUAUCUGUACCGCGUGGCCAUGGAGAAGCAGGGUGUCUGGAACGGCGACGCGAUUCCCAUCGAGUACGCGCGCAUGCAGACGGAGACGCCGGCGGUCGAGGCAUGGAAUCACGAGUGGAAGCGAUGA
Molecule: messenger RNA, 1875 nt
Organism: Cordyceps militaris CM01
Lineage: Eukaryota; Fungi; Ascomycota; Sordariomycetes; Hypocreales; Cordycipitaceae
Product: RING finger domain protein
Exons: 2
Coding region: 1-1875 (624 amino acids)
Biological process (GO): mitochondrial translation
Molecular function (GO): structural constituent of ribosome
Source: RefSeq, a predicted model, not a curated record